AUGCUGAAACAAUUGCAAAUGGGCCUUCGCGCGUUCAUGCUCCUCGCCUCUAAAGUAUGGAGUUGUUUUUGUUACAUGUUUAGAAAGCAGUAUCGAGCGUUGGCUCAAUAUCAAUCUGUCAAAUAUGAGAUAUACCCACUUUCUCCAGUAUCUAGACACAGGCUGAGUUUAGUCAAAAGAAAAAUGUUGGUACUGGACUUGGAUGAGACCUUAAUACACUCUCAUCAUGAUGCAAUGCUGCGGCCAACAGUAAAGCCUGGCACCCCACCUGAUUUUGUACUCAAAGUUACUAUAGAUAAGCAUCCAGUUAGAUUUUUUGUUCACAAAAGGCCACAUGUUGACUACUUCUUGGAUAUAGUGUCACAAUGGUACGAGCUGGUAGUGUUCACGGCGUCUAUGGAGAUAUAUGGCGCUGCUGUUGCCGACAAAUUGGACAACGGACGGGGAAUUCUCCGGCGGCGGUUUUACAGACAACAUUGCACGCCGGAACACGGCUCGUACACAAAGAACUUAUCAUCGAUAUGCGAUGAUCUUAACAGGGUAUUCAUUCUGGACAAUUCUCCCGGCGCUUAUCGGGAUUUUCCAGAUAACGCGAUCCCAAUAAAGUCGUGGUUCUCGGACCCCCUGGACGUGGCGCUGUUGAAUCUUUUGCCAGUUCUCGACGCGCUGCGCUUCACGCAUGACGUGCGCUCAGUGCUGUCGAGAAACCUGCACUUACACCGCCUAUGGUAG
This is a messenger RNA of Pieris macdunnoughi, 732 nucleotides long. NCBI's taxonomy places the organism in Eukaryota, Metazoa, Arthropoda, Insecta, Lepidoptera, Pieridae. The record is from the annotation of a GenBank genome assembly.